CCUUUAAAAAAUAAAAAAAAUAAUAAUAAUCUGGUCCGUUUCCAUCUCUCUCUUGUAAGAAGAAGAAAAGACAAAAUAGCUUCUCCCUCUCCCACCCCUCCCAGCAGGUCGAACAAAUCCCAUGUGUUCUACCUUGUUCAUUCUGUAAAAGUUUUCCUCAGAAAAUUGAAAAUGGUUCGGGCGCUGGAAGAGGAGCAAGAAAAUUACAGGGCUAGAUUGUUUCGUUUCAGAGGAAUGUAUGAGGACGCAGGGCGACAUGCAAAGAGCAUGAGCGCUGACAGUGGUAGCGCAUUAGAAGGUGUCGAUGAUGAUGACAGGAUUGCAACGAGAAGUCAAGGAUCGAGAUCUCUAAAUGAACAGGCAUUAGAGAGACAACAAAUUGGUUCUGUUUUGAAUAAAAACGAUCAUCCUCCUCCUCCUCCUCCUGUAUCUCGGUUGACCAAAGACGAAGCAGGAUCCAAAGACAAGCAACCCUCAUCAGAUAUGGAAAUGAUGAAGGAGAGGUUUGCAAAAUUGCUUUUGGGUGAGGAUAUGUCUGGUGGAGGAAAAGGAGUUUCAUCAGCCUUGGCAUUGUCAAAUGCCGUUACGAACCUUGCUGCUUCUGUGUUUGGUGAACAAUGGCGUCUAGAGCCCAUGUCGGCAGAAAGAAAAGCAAGGUGGAGAAAAGAAAUCGAUUGGCUCCUAUGCGUCACCGAUUACGUCGUUGAAUUUGUUCCUUCUCAACAGAAAUCCAAGGAUGGAGGUAACAUGGAGAUAAUGGUGACACGGCAACGAACUGAUCUACACAUGAACAUCCCCGCCUUGCGCAAGCUUGAUGCAAUGCUUAUUGAUUGUCUGGAUAAUUUCAGAGACCAAAGUGAAUUCUGUUAUGUGUCAAGAGAUGCUGACGACUCGGAGAAAGGGAAAACGACGACGAGGAAAGAUGACAAAUGGUGGCUACCUGCUCCUAAAGUUCCCCCAGCUGGUCUAUCUGAAAUGUCAAGAAAGUUUUUACAAUAUCAGAAAGAUUGUGUUAACCAAGUGCUUAAAGCAGCCAUGGCCAUAAAUGCUCAAGUUCUUUCGGAAAUGGAGAUCCCCGAAAACUAUAUUGAAUCCCUUCCCAAGAACGGGAGGGUAAGCCUCGGGGACUCCAUCUACAGGAGUAUUACAGUAGAAUUCUUUGAUCCUGACCAGCUUCUCUCCACCAUGGACUUAUCAUCGGAGCACAAAAUCCUAGACCUGAAGAACAGAAUUGAGGCUUCCAUAGUGAUUUGGAAGAGGAAGAUGAACCAAAAAGACGGAAAAUCUGCUUGGGGUUCGGCUGUGAGCUUGGAGAAGAGAGAACUCUUUGAAGAGAGAGCUGAGACCAUUUUACUCAUCCUCAAGCAACGCUUUCCCGGAAUUCCUCAAUCUUCCUUAGACAUUAGCAAAAUCCAAUACAACCGGGAUGUUGGGCAGGCUGUUCUGGAGAGUUAUUCAAGAAUACUAGAAAGCUUGGCCUUCACAGUUCUGUCCCGUAUCGAGGAUGUACUCUAUGCAGAUUAUAUCACUCAAAAUCCAUCCCAUUCGGUUAGUGAAAGGAAACUUUUAAGAGAAUCCUCAGAAAUUACAGCAGGUUCAGAUAUGUUUCCAAGCCCUAGAGAAGAGAACAAUGUGGAGACAAUCGGUUCAAUGACAUUGUCAGAUUUCAUGGGUUGGGGUAUGGAUCAAGGCAAUGCUGAGUCAAAUGACUUAACAGGAGAUUCCGAUGAAGCAUCCAAAGAUGGUGAGGGGAACCAACAUCAUAUGCAGAAACUUGCCAGCAUAGUGACCAACAAGAAGGGUUCCUAUCUUGAGAACUUGGGCGGUUUGAGAAGUCCAACAGCACGCCAUUGACAACUAUAUAUUUGGGGAGAAGUUGAAACAAAAAACUUUAUAACCAACAACAAUUAAUCACAGAGAGACAGAGAGAGGGAAGGGAGAGAGAGAGAACAUAACGGGAAAAGAAAUACAAUAUUGACUCCAGAUGUAUUCAUUCUUUUCCUUACUUCUGUAAAUAGGGAAGAAUGAGUAAAACUAAUUGGGCUUGAAGGUGUUUUUUGUUCUUUUUUUUUUUUCUUUUUCUGUACUAGAAGUGACGUUGAGGUCUGACAGCUACUUAAAUAUGAUUGUUGACCAUCUCAGCUGGUUUA
Alnus glutinosa is the source of this 2150-nucleotide messenger RNA. Its product is annotated as rop guanine nucleotide exchange factor 12-like. The record is from RefSeq and is a predicted model, not a curated record. Gene Ontology annotation, molecular function: guanyl-nucleotide exchange factor activity. Lineage: Eukaryota; Viridiplantae; Streptophyta; Magnoliopsida; Fagales; Betulaceae. The transcript is spliced from 7 exons. The coding region runs from base 172 to 1854 and encodes 560 amino acids.